Molecule: messenger RNA, 1209 nt
Organism: Penicillium paradoxum
Lineage: Eukaryota; Fungi; Ascomycota; Eurotiomycetes; Eurotiales; Aspergillaceae
Product: pseudouridine synthase PUS4
Exons: 2
Coding region: 1-1209 (402 amino acids)
Biological process (GO): mRNA pseudouridine synthesis; tRNA modification
Cellular component (GO): mitochondrion
Molecular function (GO): RNA binding; pseudouridine synthase activity
Source: RefSeq, a predicted model, not a curated record
AUGCCACCCCGUCCACCUCUAGGAUUAUUCCGCAGAACAAUGUCUGGCGAGAAGAUCCUCGAAGGCGUAUUCGCCGUCCACAAGCCGCAAGGCGUGUCCUCCGCCGACGUGAUCCGCAACCUGCAGAAACACUUUAAUCCCUCCAAGGCAUUCAAGCCAUGGUUAGAGUCGGAGCGCGCCCGCCGCGAUCGUGAGAGCGGCUUCCAGCGCAAACGCCGUCGCCACCAACGCCUAGAAGUCAAGAUCGGCCACGGCGGCACCUUGGACCCGCUCGCGACAGGAGUCCUCAUCACAGGUAUUGGCAAGGGCACAAAGUCCCUGCAGGAUUUCCUCGCCUGUACCAAGAGCUACGAAACCAUUGUUACCUUCGGCGCUGAGACAGAUACCUACGACCGCCUUGGAAAGAUCGUGCGCCGUGCGCCCUACGAGCAUGUUACACGCGAAGCAGUUGAGAAGGCGCUGGAACAGUUCCGUGGCAAGAUCAUGCAGCAGCCACCUAUUUUCUCUGCGUUGCGAGUGAAUGGAAAGAAGCUAUACGAGUAUGCGCGUGAGGGCAAGGUCCCUCCGGUAGAGAUUAAGCACCGACCCGUUGAGGUCUUGAACUUGGAGGUGAUGGAGUGGUAUGAACCUGGCACGCACGAGCACAAAUGGCCCGAGGCGGAGAUGACUGGGGACGAGAAGGCUGUUGCUGAGAAGCUUCUUGAUCAGGAAGCCGCCGCACCUGUCCCCUCAGCCGAGGGUGAGAUUGUCAGCGAAGACCAGAAAGCUUCUGCUGCCAAGCGCAAGUCGCCGCCCCCAGCGGAUGAGGUGAACGAUGAUAGUGCGGAGGCUACUAAGAAGCAAAAGGUUUCCGAGACCGAGGCGGCACCCGCAGCACCUGAGCCUGUUGCUCCCGAGCCUGCAACCACCGAGGCGCCUGUUACGUCCACAGAGGAGCCGAAGCCCCAGCCUCCGGCUGUGAAGAUCAAGAUGACCGUCACAUCUGGCUUCUAUGUCCGCUCGCUGGCACAUGACUUGGGCAAGGCUGUUGGUAGCGCUGCUUUGAUGUGCGAGCUAGUGCGCAGUCGCCAGGGUGAUUACGAACUUGACCCUGAGAAGGUUCUGGAGUACAAGGACCUCGACGCUGGCGAGGAGGUCUGGGGUCCCAAAGUGGAGAAAUUCUUGACAGAGUGGGAGGAGAAGAGGACGGCCGCCCUUGCUAAGGCUUAA